AUGGACUUAAGUGAAAGUGAACUAAUCAGUCGGAUAUCUCAAGCCAAUUCUUUUAGAGUUGAAGGUGACAUAGAAGAAAUCUCAACUUUCAGCAUCUACACGAUUUUGAUGGGAUUAUAUCCGAAUAAUCAAGUUUACAUUAUGAUGGAAAGAUUUUUUGGGAAGUCCCCUUUUGAAUCUGACAGUGAAGAUUCCCAACUGUUAUAUGUAAAAGAAAUUGAAAACUUGCUAAAUCUACCAGGCGGCCCAAUAAAACCAAUUGUCUCCGUGCACAAAAACAAACCUGAUGACAGUUGGGACUUUAUGCUAAUUUUGCCAAGUCAAGGCUUUAUCCCGCCAAAAAUAUAUUAUAGAAAUUCGAAGCACAAGCAUCUCAAACUUCCACCUCUUAUUUCAUUCUUAUUAGAAAACAAGUUGAAGACUAAUGAGAUCGAAGAAAACAAGGAAAGCAUCAGUGGAGGGAUGCUAAAGACUUAUCAAAUUGUUGAAGAACAGGAUUUUCCAAUAAUGAACAGUGUGCAGCAAAAUGAAGGGGGCUGGUGAGCUUUGUUUAGAAUAUUUCUAAUUAUAUCUUCUAAAUGUGAGGAUUAUCUUAAAAGAAUGACAUCAUGGACUCCUACAUUCUAUGCUAUGCAAAAAUAUUUCAAAGAAGCUCAGAUAGAUUUAAAACAAAUUGGUUUACAUUCAGAUUGAUCAGAGAGACAAGCUUGAGUAGAAGACCAAAAAUUGCUUGUACUUCAAGCUUUAAAUGAGAAAAUUUCCAUGUGAGAGGCAAACACAAAUAAAGUGUGUGAUGCCACUAAUACAUUUGCAGAUCGAUUAGAGUUUUGAAAGAGAAUUAUUAAUACCUCAAAAGAUAAUGCCAAUGCAACACCAAAAAAGCCAUUUUCAUAUAACAAUAUAGAUACUUCGAUACAAAAAUCAAACGUUAAAAUAAAGAAAAAUUGAAAAUUCUCUGCUUCAAAAUUUACAUUUAAAAAUCUCAUAAGAGAUGAAAUAGUUUACGUAGAUAAGACGCUAUUUAUAAAAGAAGUCUUAGACGAUACAAGUGACGCUAUUCUGAUUACUAGGCCUAGAAGAUGGGGGAAAAGCAUAAAUAUAGAUAUGCUAAAGACAUUUUUGGGUAAUAAUGGGGACGAAAAAAUAAAUAAACAGAACAAGGCUUUGUUCACAGAGAAAAGAAAAUUAAUUAUCAACGGUUUUUCAAAUAGUUCAGCUUCUCAGAAACUCGCAAUUGCUACAGUAAAUAAUGGGGAUUAUGUUGAAAUGCAUGCUGGGAAAUAUCCUGUAAUUUUUAUCAGCUUUCCGGAAGUGAGUAUGGAAGUUGGUAUAGAUAUUCGUGAAAUAAUACGAAAAAAAUUUGGCGAGGCAAUUCAAUCAGCAUAUGUAGAGCACCGAUAUGUUUUAGAAAAAUUAAUAGAGCGACUAAAAGAUGGGUAUGAUGAAGAUUUAGAGAAAGAUAUAAAAACAUUUAGGAGCUUCUAUAAUGACGAGCCCAAUGCAAAUCUUGAAAAAUCGAUCAAAUUUCUAAGUAGAGUACUUUGUGAAUUUUAUCAUGAACAGGUUUUUAUCUUAAUAGAUGAAUAUGAUCGUCCAUUUAACCAUUUAUUUUCUACAGAGAGCUAUAAUACUGUCGUGAAAUUUAUGAGAGAUUUGCUAAGUCCUGCAAUUAAAGAGACUAAAUAUGCUAAAAAAGUAGUUAUGACUGGUAUUUUGAGAUGCGCAAAAGACGAUCUGUUUUCUGGGAUAAAUAAUGUCUCGCUAAAUAGCGUUACUAAUCAAAGGUAUUCGGAGUGUUUUGGCUUUACAGAGAGUGAAGUUGAUAAAAUUUUGAGAGAAGCCUCCGUUUGAAAUACAGAAGAGGAUUUGGAACUAAAUAAAAGGCAAGUAGCUUCAUGAUAUGACGGCUAUAACAUUGGAGGACACAAAAUUUACAAUCCCUGGUCAAUUAUGAAUUGCCUAUAUUAUUCUCGAGAAGGGGAAGAAGACAUAUAUAGAGCAUAUUGGAUUGAUACAGGUAGCCAGAAUGAGCUUCAGUAUUUGUUUAAAAAUUUCACUUGCGAAGAAGAAUUGUCUGAAUUGCUGAGAACAGGAUACUUAAUUUUAGAAAAUCAAUUACCGAUUAAAAUAAAUAUGGCAGAUGUUUCAAAUGACAAAGGACAAUUUUUUUCACUUCUACUCCAUUCAGGGUACUUGACUCCAUUCCAAGCGCCAAUAGAAAAGAACUAUGGAAGAAAUAUAAUUCGCUCAGAUUCGAGAAAUAGAAAAGGGAUUUAUGUUAUACCUAAUAAAGAAGUGAAGAAAUUCGUUUUUGAUAUUCUCAUAAAAAAUUGGGUUGAAAAUCUAAAUAUUCCCAGUCCUGAACUAUGCAAACUGAUGAAUCUUUUAAACGAAAACCUUGAAAACACUUAUGAAUAUAUUUCGAUUAUCAAAAAUCAAAUUUUAAAUCAUUGGGGCGGUGACAAUCAUAAAGAAGUUGAUUUUCAAAAUCUAAUAGGGUCGCCAAACCUUUAUGCUGGAAUUGCAGGUACAAAUGAGCCGAGGCAUAGAUUAUUAAGCGAGGUCAGAAAUGAGGAAAAUAAAAGAUUAGAUUCUAUGUAUCUUCCUAUAAUCGGAAAAAGCACUUGUGUAGUGAUUCAUGAAUAUAAAAAGUUGUAUAACACAGAACUUCCUCAAGUAAAUAAGACAACUUUUGAAGCUAUUAUGCAAAUCUAUGACAAAGGUUACAUGAAUGCUGCAUUAAGCAUGUAUGAAUUAGAUAAUUACAAUAAUUAUUACAGCCACAUAAUAGUGAGAGCUAUGGUAUUCUACCAAUUGACUGCACAAACAAAGUGGAAUUUAAAUUUUAUCUAUCAUAUUCAUGAAAUAAGAGAUGCGAUAAAAAUCAGAGAUUAUUUAAAGAUGAAUCAAAACGUGCUUGCAACCUGCAAAACAAAAAAAGAAUUAAAAAAUCUACUCAGGCUGAUAGUUGGGCCAGAACAAGAAGAAGAUAUUUCUUAUAUUACUAAAGGCCUUAAAAGAAAACAUUUGACUAACAAGAAGGGAACCAAACUUAAAAAAAGCGAUAAGAAUUAA
Molecule: messenger RNA, 3075 nt
Organism: Blepharisma stoltei
Lineage: Eukaryota; Ciliophora; Heterotrichea; Heterotrichida; Blepharismidae
Source: the annotation of a GenBank genome assembly